Molecule: messenger RNA, 4009 nt
Organism: Drosophila ficusphila
Lineage: Eukaryota; Metazoa; Arthropoda; Insecta; Diptera; Drosophilidae
Product: UNC93-like protein
Exons: 6
Coding region: 956-2572 (538 amino acids)
Biological process (GO): regulation of muscle contraction; regulation of potassium ion transport
Cellular component (GO): plasma membrane; striated muscle dense body
Molecular function (GO): potassium channel regulator activity
Source: RefSeq, a predicted model, not a curated record
CGGCCAGCGAUCAACGUUUGGCCAGCAGCAGCAGCAGUCGAGAGCGAUAACGACCAGCUGAUUUUUGCCAUUAUCCAUUAUUUUAUCUGGCAUCGUAUCGUCACAACAACAGCAGCAACAUCAGCAGCUACAACAACAAGGGCAUCUCACCCCCGCAACAACAAUUACAACAGCGAUCUGUGACAAAAAAAACCGAAGAAAAAAAGUGAAGUGAUCUCUCCGGCGCUCUCACGCUCUCUCGGCUCUCUCUCGUCGACUUCGGCUCGGGCUUUUUGACUUCGGCUCCGGCUUGUAAAUUACUUGCAAAGUUAAUUUUAGUCUCGGCUUUUAAUACCGUUUUAGUGCGUUUUCAAGUUGGUCGUGCUUCACUCUCCGAUCCGACAAAAAAUUCAAUUCCCAAAAAAUAAUUCAAUAAAAUCGAAAAUAAUCCAGCACACACAACAAUUAAUAUCAAAAAUACUGAAUGUGACUCUUUGGUGACAUAUCCUCGUGACUUUUUUUUCGGCUCCAUUUUUUUUCCAACGGAAAUGUAAACCAUUCGCCCCCUAAGCCCCCAGCUUCCUGCUUCGAAGUCCAGAACAAAAGCGCAACCAAAUCCAAUUACAUAACAUUUAAUUAAAUUGCCAAAAAAAAAAAAAAAAAAACAAAAUAAAAUCAAAAACAAUAAUAUCAUAAUUCACGAGUUCAAAAACGCGCUCACCAAUACAAAGGCGAACGCAUUAAAAGACGGAAGUGCAUUUUUUUUCGUUAAGCGGCAAAGCAGCGCAUCCUGUUUUUGGGCCUUCCACACACGUUCACGCACACACACGCACCCCGAACUAACACACACACACCGAGGACGGAGUCGCUCUCUCGUAUAAGAGAUUCACAUAACGGCAACUUUUCCCUUGGGUUAAUUGAUUAACCAGGCCCAAAUAAAUACGAAAGGGAGCGGAGAACACAAAGAGCCAGCAAGAUGACUGGUUUCACGAACGCCGGCUUCGAGAACGAUGAGCCCGUCAAGCCAAAAGCUGGUUUCGAGCCCGACACCGCCUCGCUGCGAGAGAAAGUUGUGCUGAAUCCGGGCGAGAAAUGGCGCAUCUUAAAGAAUAUCUCGAUCAUCUCGAUCGCCUUCAUGGUGCAGUUUACAGCGUUUCAGGGCACGGCCAACCUGCAAUCGUCUAUCAACUCGAAGGACGGCCUCGGAACAGUCUCGCUGAGUGCGAUCUACGCCGCCCUGGUGGUGUCCUGCAUCUUCCUGCCCACGCUGAUCAUCCGCAAGCUGACGGUCAAGUGGACCCUCGUGUGCAGCAUGCUCUGCUAUGCACCCUACAUCGCCUUCCAGCUCUUCCCGCGCUUCUACACCCUGGUGCCCGCCGGCAUCCUGGUCGGUAUGGGUGCGGCACCCAUGUGGGCGUCCAAGGCCACCUACCUGACGCAGGUGGGACAGGUGUACGCCAAGAUCACGGAACAGGCGGUGGACGCCAUCAUUGUGCGCUUCUUCGGCUUCUUCUUCCUGGCCUGGCAGUCCGCUGAGCUCUGGGGCAAUCUCAUCUCCAGCUUGGUCCUUUCCAGCGGAGCCCAUGGUGGAAGCAGCAGCUCGAACACGACGAUCAGCGCGGAGGACUUGCAGUACUGCGGCGCCAACUUCUGCACGACCGGAAGCAGUGGACACGGCAACCUGGAGCGGCCGCCAGAGGAUGAGAUCUUCGAGAUCACGAUGAUCUACCUGUCCUGCAUUGUGGCCGCCGUCUGCAUCAUCGCCUUCUUCCUCGAUCCCCUGAAGCGUUAUGGCGAAAAGCGCAAGGGGUCCAACUCGGCGGCGGAGCUCUCGGGACUGCAGCUGCUGUCGGCCACCUUCCGCCAGAUGAAGAAGCCGAACCUGCAGCUCCUCAUCCCGAUCACCGUGUUCAUCGGCAUGGAGCAGGCCUUCAUCGGCGCCGACUUCACCCAGGCCUACGUGGCCUGCGCCCUGGGCGUGAACAAGAUUGGCUUCGUGAUGAUCUGCUUCGGCGUGGUGAACGCCCUCUGCUCGAUCCUCUUCGGAUCGGUGAUGAAGUACAUUGGCCGCAUGCCGAUCAUCGUUCUGGGCGCCGUCGUCCAUUUCACCCUGAUCACCGUGGAGCUCUUCUGGCGCCCCAAUCCCGACAACCCCAUCAUCUUCUAUGCGAUGUCCGGUCUUUGGGGCGUCGGCGAUGCCGUGUGGCAGACGCAGAUCAACGGACUGUACGGACUGCUCUUCCGCAGGAACAAGGAGGCCGCCUUCUCCAACUACCGCCUGUGGGAGUCCGCUGGAUUCGUGAUCGCCUACGCCUACGCCACCACGCUCUGCACGCAGAUGAAGCUCUACAUCCUGCUGGCGGUGCUCACGCUCGGCUGCAUCGGCUACGUGAUUGUGGAGAUCCUCUACAGGAAGAAGCAACGCAAGGUGAAGAAGCAGGAGAGGCUGGAGGCGGCGGAGAAGGAGAAGGAGGCCGCUGCCGCCGCAGCUGCUGCCGCUCUGGCCGCCGCAGAGGCAGGUCCCGAUGGCGUCGAGGAGACCGACGACGAGCUGGACGAUCUCGAGGAGGACAUUGUGGUCACGCGCCUGUAAAUGUGUUAUUCUCCCCUAAACGUGCACCCCCGAAAACCCACAAGCCCCUCACAAGCCCCACAUUCCAUCAGUUAUCGAUAGAAGGAGAGAACAGAAGGAGAACAUCGGAAGCGUUAUCGAUUCAACUAUCCACUUUGCAUAUGCGCUAUCGAUAGCAUAGUAUAGUUAACAAUCCUGUCGAUAGGCAUAACGGCAAAAUAACGCUCCAUUAUCGAUAAUCAAGAAAAGACAUCAACUGGCGCCGAUCGAAGGACGCAAGGCGUUGCAUACUUUUGUGGUUGUAGUUUUGUAGUAGAACAUUUGUACCCCUCACCCCCGAAAACCCGCUCCUGCAAAAGAGAAGAAACCAUUUAGCUCAAAGCCCAAACGCGUUUGGCGUUUGGCUUAACUUUAGUUUGUACAUACAGAGAAGAGAUCGAAAAGGGCGACAUGCUAAUUAAAUGCAAAGGCAGUGAGAAACCCCGGAAAAUGCAAAACUUUUGUGUCUUAGUCUAGGUGUAAGCACACUCGCACUUGUGGCUUAUAUUCACGCUCUAUUCUCAAAUAUAUCUUUUUGAAAUUGAGGCGUUUUUAUAAGCCCAGUGCCACACAACCAUUCAAGCGAAAAACGCACACACCUACACACGAGAUACACACACUGCAACAGUGUGCGUGUCCACAAUGCCUAACAAAUUGUUAUUUUAUUUUAAAGUGUAUUUUUACUGUAGUCUAUCCUUAAACGAAAAUUGUAAUUCCCCUCCCUUUCUUGUAAAUUGAGUUUUUUGUUUUUUUUUUUAAAGAAAACGUGAUAAUCCAUAGACGGCCACACGAAACACAAGAACAGUCACAAAAAAAAAACAAUUAUAUAAAAAUAGUCAAAUUUGUAAAGUUUAAAAUACACUGGCCCUAAAGGAAUACAUAUUUAAAAAAUAUGUAUACUAUAGAUCAGUGCAAAAGUGAAAAAAAAAAAACAAAACGAAAAGCAAUUAAUUAAUAUAUAAAUAUAUCUUUAAACAAAAAAGCAAAAAAUCUAGUAGGCAAAAUGUUAUAUACACAUUUUUUGCUCAGUAUUAUGUUUUAAACUACAUUUAAGCGAGUUAUUGUUUCCUGUUUAUAUUUUUUUGUCGUAAACCCUAUUUUUACGAUUUUUUCUGUUUUUCGAUUUCGAGUUUGAUUUUUUCUUCUUCUUCAACAAACUCCCUGCGAUGGCAAUUAAGAUUAAUGAGAAAUCUAAUUAUAUAUCACAAUUACAUCUACAAAGCGAUAUAUAUAUUUUUCGUUUUAUUUAAACGUUUUACUUAAAUGUUAAUUGAAAAAAUACACACACACACACAAACAAAUUUGUGAGAAAAAAAAAUUACAAUAAAUAUUUUUUCUUUUUUUUUUUUUUGCUUAGCAUGUUAAGUAGUUCAUUAUAUUAUGUAAAACAUAUAAAAUAAAUAAAUGAAUAUAAAUCUA